GUGUGGUACAACGUGCCUGCUUCGUGUUUGGUCGUCAAACUCAAGAGCAGCACUCUCAAGUAGAUGCACCAACAUUCCCUUUUUCGGUGUCGUGUUUCAUUGUGCUUUAUUCUACAACUUUUUUUCGGUGUCGUGCUUUUCAUCUCACUGCUACAUCACUCUAUCGCUGGUGCGGAAGAUAUCCCCUUGUUCAUUUUCUUUCGUCAGGUACAGACCUCUUCCUCUUAAUAUUUUCUCGCUCUCCCGCCCCAGGAAUUAA
This is a messenger RNA of Amoebophrya sp. A120, 259 nucleotides long. The record is from the annotation of a GenBank genome assembly. Lineage: Eukaryota; Dinophyceae; Syndiniales; Amoebophryaceae.